Molecule: messenger RNA, 1106 nt
Organism: Telopea speciosissima
Lineage: Eukaryota; Viridiplantae; Streptophyta; Magnoliopsida; Proteales; Proteaceae
Product: histidine biosynthesis bifunctional protein hisIE, chloroplastic-like
Exons: 6
Coding region: 126-986 (286 amino acids)
Biological process (GO): L-histidine biosynthetic process
Molecular function (GO): phosphoribosyl-AMP cyclohydrolase activity; phosphoribosyl-ATP diphosphatase activity
Source: RefSeq, a predicted model, not a curated record
GCACAAGAGGUUGCAGGUAUAACUGCCCUUCAUUAGUUUGAUGGCUGGAUUACUUUUUGAAACUAUGUUCUGAAGAUGAACAAAGACUGACAGAGAUUGCGGCUAAGUUUUCUGUAGUGUCCUUAAUGGCAAUCUCUUACUGUCCCUCAUCCCUGAGAUAUACAGCAAAGGAACAUGUUAUAUCAUUCCCUUAUGUCAACUUCAGAGAAAAUAGCAAGAAGAGGAACUGUUGUUUAGUCUAUGCUUCUACUCCAAAGUUAGAAAAAGACCUUCUCUCGGAGUCAAAGGUGGGGGUAUUGUUGGACACUGUCAAGUGGGAUCAUAAAGGUCUGGCGGUGGCAAUCGCUCAAAAUGUAGACACAGGAGCUGUCUUGAUGCAAGGCUUUGCAAACAGGGAAGCACUAGCUACAACCAUUUCAUCACGAAAGGCCACUUUCUAUAGCCGUUCCCGAUCGUCCUUGUGGACAAAGGGAGAGACAUCCAUGAAUUUCAUAAACGUUCAUGACAUCUUUCUUGAUUGCGAUCGUGAUUCUAUAAUAUAUCUUGGGAAGCCUGAUGGCCCAACAUGCCACACAGGUUCAGAUACAUGCUAUUAUACUUCAGUGUUUGAUUUCUUGAAAGGUUCACAGGAUUUGAAAGAUAGGCUUCUGUUGACAACUUUAAACUCAUUGGAGUCUACAAUCUCCACACGCAAAGCAGAAAUAGGAGCAGCUGAAAAUGGGAAGCCAUCAUGGACCAAGCGGCUGUUGUGUGACAAGAAGUUGCUCUGCUCUAAAAUUCGGGAAGAGGCAGAUGAGUUAUGCAGAACGUUAGAGGAGAAUGAGGAUAAGUACCACGCAGCUUCAGAGAUGGCAGAUGUGCUUUAUCAUGCCAUGGUACUACUUUCAGCUAAAGAUGUAAGGAUGGAAGAGGUUCUUGAACUCCUUAGGCACAGAUUCUCUCAAUCAGGCAUCGAGGAAAAGAGCAGUAGGAAAUCAGAUCAUUGAACAAAGAACCUGAGCAUGCUAUGGAGAGCUUCUGAUCAGUUUUGUAGGUCAUCACUCCUAAUGAGAGGAGAGGAGAAUGCGCUCUAAUACUCAUGGCUUAUCGUACACUAAACAUCGACU